AUGCCGGAGGCGUCCGCUAAAAAAGCCAGUAAAUCGGCCUCAAAGGUCAAAACUGAAAAAGUCGUCGAAUCUGCCGACAAGGUGAAGAAAGUAGUCAAACCGAAAAGGCGCCAGAAGAAGCCCUACGGACGUUUGUACUCCCGAGCAGUGUUCACAGGUUUCCGUCGAGGACUCCGCAAUCAACACGAAAACACCGCUCUACUUAAAGUUGACGGAUGUGAUUCAAAGGCUGACUCUUGGUUUUACGUUGGAAAACGUGUAGCCUAUGUCUACAGGGCUAAGCGAUUAGUGUCUGUUCCUGGACGCCCAAAGAAGAAGUCUAAGGUCCGUGCUAUCUGGGGUAAAGUAACCCGUCCCCACGGUGCCACUGGAUCUGUACGAGCAAAGUUUAAGACCAACCUUCCCGCUAAAGCGAUGGGACACCGAGUCAGGAUUAUGAUGUAUCCUUCCCGUAUAUAA
Messenger RNA from Macrosiphum euphorbiae (potato aphid), 459 nucleotides. Lineage: Eukaryota; Metazoa; Arthropoda; Insecta; Hemiptera; Aphididae. The record is from the annotation of a GenBank genome assembly.